AUGGCACCAUACAAGGCUUCGGACCCCAGGCGCGGGGCGGGACCAGUGGCUCGCCCUUCAAACGCUCAAAUGACCGAUCCACAGUCACCCCCUCGACCCCCAAACUUCGGCAAGGAUCAGAGAGCUAGGACCCCACAAGGCACGGGCGUUGCGAGUGGCGCUGGGACACCCAUUAGCAGAGCUGGAAGAGUUGGCAGAUUUCCAAAUGAUCGUACGCAACGCGUUAUCCGUCACCAGAAGACCCCAUACGUCUACAGAAUCGGCAUACGCCUCCCCAAGGAGAAACUGCGACAGUUCCCGCGGUACAACGGCACGGUUCGCAGGUUUCUGUAUGGUAGUGCUGGAUCUUUUGUGACGCUCAAAGUCCCUCGGUUGCAUACCAUCCUCAUCAGCCGACGAGGGCAAUUUCCGUCGACCCGUGGUAUAGGACAAAUAGAUACGGCGGUAACAGCAGUUCCUGAAGCCCCUUUUAGUCCAUCCUCAGCGACAGCCCUGUCCGGCGCGCCAUCUAUUUUCUCCGAGGUCGAGCAAUACUCCGAUGUCAGGACUCCCGCCACCAACGAACCUUCACCUCAGGAAAAUUGGUCAAACGACGGUCUUCGUGACGAGUGGAAGGGUGCUGAGCAGCAACUUUUGUCCGCUACGGGCGGAUCUAACAUUGCAGACGGACAGAACACACCGUUUCCUUACCACAAUACACAGCUGAUUGCCUCUGGAUCCUUUGACAAGUCUUUCGGCUUGAGCAACCCCUCUGGUUCUGACUUUGAGGAUCGACCUGUUGCCGAGCGGGUUUUGAGUAACACCAACGACGACGCAAUGGCGCCGGUCAAGGACACCACCAACGUGCACAAUACCAUCAAAGAUAUCAUCCAGCAUCUUACCGACAUCCAGAUCCAAACCCACGGCUACAUCCCCGCGACCCAAGAUCUGCUGGUUGACAAGCUAACCGAUCUCACCAACUCCCUCUCCCAGCUGAAACACCUGACUUCGCCCACCGAAUCCCCCAACAACUACAUCCACCAAGUGGCGAUCGCUCCCGAGAUAGUGGACUACGUGGACGACGGCCGCAACCCGGAUAUAUUCACUCGAGAUUUCGUGGAGAAUGUGCAGAGAGGGAAUGCCGUGGUCAACGGUAAGCAGCAAGCAUUUAGGGAGUUCACAGAGGUCCUCGCACAGAAGCUGAAAGAGGGGAUUCCCGGCGUGAGCAAGGAAGUGGAUAGGGUAUUGAGGAAUGCCGGGUUCGAUGAACAGCACGAUUCAACCGCGAACGGGGACGAGCAGAUGGCUUCACAGCAUGAGGAAGCGAACAAGAACGGCCCUGCAAAUGGUUGA
Fonsecaea multimorphosa CBS 102226 is the source of this 1332-nucleotide messenger RNA. RefSeq lists its product as uncharacterized. Gene Ontology annotation, cellular component: mediator complex. The record is from RefSeq and is a predicted model, not a curated record. Gene Ontology annotation, biological process: regulation of transcription by RNA polymerase II. Gene Ontology annotation, molecular function: transcription coregulator activity. Bases 1 to 1332 code for a protein of 443 amino acids. The transcript has a single exon. Lineage: Eukaryota; Fungi; Ascomycota; Eurotiomycetes; Chaetothyriales; Herpotrichiellaceae.